AUGUCCAUGCUGUCGCUGCAGCUGCUCCUUCUCCCGCUCGCCUCCUUCCUGCGCACGGCUGCAUCCACCACCGGCACCGGCAGCAACGGGAGCUGCACGCAGCGGUCAUGCGGGGGCCUCACCAUCAGGUACCCCUUCUCCCUCGCCGGCGCGCAGCCGCUCUACUGCGGCUACCCGGCCUUCGACCUUACCUGCGACAACGGCACCCGCCGCUCCUACCUGAGCAACACGUUCAGGGAGCACCUGUUCCGCGUCGACAACAUCUCCUACGUGGACAACACCAUGAUGGCUGCCGUGCAGACCGCCUUCGCCGGCGACAGCGGCUGCCCCGUCCCCGACUUCAACCUGACGGCCAGCCUCGCCCUCUUCCCGUUCAACAUCAGCUCCACGAACAAGCGCCUCGUGUUCUUCUACAACUGCACCGUGCCGGCUGAGAUUCGGCUGCGGCGCUCGUGUGGAAACCACGCGAUGGGAGCGUACAUCUCGGGUCAUUGGGACGGCGGCGGCGAAAACGGCACGCUGCCGCAGGGGGUUUCCACCAACUGUAGCUCGGUGAGCGUGCCGGUGCGCCGAGGACUGGAUCGAGCUCAUGAGCAGUACGAGCGGCUAAUCAGGGAUGGAUUCCUCCUGAAGCUUCCAGCGCCGCUAGGGGACUGCGAUCGAUGCACACACCUGAGCGGCGGGGAGUGCAGGUUCGAUCAGUUUGCGUUCCAGUGCGUCUGCCCUGACGGGAAGUUCUGCCUUAAUUCCACCGAAACCAACUCAACAACCCAUCCAGAUAUUCCGAGCUCGGACACAGAUACAGCAGGUACAGGUGCAGAUAAAAAUGUUGGAAUGAAGUUUGUCACAGGAAUCACAAGUGCUGUUCUGUUUGUCAUCAUACUGGGGCUCGUGUGCCAUCUUGUACAACUCAACCGAGCCAAGAACAAGAAACGAUCUGCGUCGAUGGACGGCCUCAUCCGUGAAGGAUCGCCGUUGGCAUCGCUCCGGAAGGAGCUCAACCUCGCCGGCUCGCCGUGCACACACAUCUUCACCUACGAGGAGCUCGACGCGGCCACCGACGGCUUUGGCAACGCCAACGAGCUCGGCGCCGGCGGCUUCGGCACAGUCUACAAGGGGGUUCUCCGGGACGGGAGCGUGGUGGCCGUGAAGCGGCUGUACAAGAACAGCUACAAGGGCGUGGAGCAGUUCGCCAACGAGGUGGACAUCCUCUCGCGUCUGCGCCACCCCAACCUCGUCGCGCUCUAUGGCUGCACCUCCUCCUCGCCGACCUGCCGCGACCUCCUCCUCGUCUACGAGUUCGUCCCCAACGGCACGCUCGCCGAUCACCUCCACCACGGCAAGGACGGCGGCGGCGAUCCUCUCCUCCUCCCGUGGCCGACCCGCCUCGGCAUCGCCGUCGAGACGGCCGCCGCGCUGGCCUACCUCCACGUGCACCAGGUCGUGCACCGGGACGUCAAGACGACCAACAUCCUCCUCGACGACGGGUUCCACGUCAAGGUGGCCGACUUCGGGCUGUCCCGGCUGUUCCCGGCGGACGGUGCCACGCAGCACGUGUCCACCGCGCCGCAGGUCACGCCCGGGUACGUCGACCCGGCGUACCACCAUCGGUACCAGCUCACGGACAAGAGCGACGUAUACAGCUUCGGAGUGGUCCUCGUCGAGCUCGUGUCCUCCAGGCCGGCGGUGGACAUGGCCCGGGCCGGCACCGACGUGAACCUGGGCUGCAUGGCCGUGCGCAUGAUACAGUGCUGCGAGAUCGACCGGCUGGUCGACCCGCGGCUAGGGUACGGGUCGUCGGCGAGCGAGACGAAGGGGACGAUCGACCUGGUGGCUGAGGUGGCGUUCCGGUGCCUGCAGCCGGAACAGGACGUGCGGCCGUCCAUCGGCGAGGUGCUGGACGUGCUCAGGCAGGCGCACCAGAGGAUCACGGAGAAGGGAGCCUCGGCCACCACAGAUGGUGCGGUGUUGCUGAAGAAGAGCAGGGACGGGUCGCCUGACUCCGUCAUGCACCAGUGGAUCAGCCCCUCGUCCACCUCCAACAGCACCUGA
Triticum turgidum subsp. durum (durum wheat) is the source of this 2052-nucleotide messenger RNA. Lineage: Eukaryota; Viridiplantae; Streptophyta; Magnoliopsida; Poales; Poaceae. The record is from the annotation of a GenBank genome assembly.